UGCCUGGCCUCCGCGCCAUGCCGCGGGCGGUGUGAGCCGCCGCGGGCUCCGAAGCCCGCAGGUGCCGGCGCGCGCGCCAGGCCUGGCUGGGAAGGGGGGCGCUGCACUCGCCAUGCUGCGGGGGCCUCGGGCCCUGGCUCCGGCAGCCGGGCCACCCCCAAAGGGGCUGCCCGCGAUGAGCCCCACGGAGCUGUGGUCGCCGGGCCUCAGCAGCCCCCAGCUCUGCCCGGCCACCACCACCUACUACACCCAGCUGUAUCCACAGACUGUGCCUCCCGCUGCGGCGCCCGGCACCUGCCUCGACGCCACCCCCCACGGACCGGAGGGUCAAGCUGUGCGAUGCGUGCCGGCUGGCCGGCUGCCGGCCAAAAGGAAGCUGGACCUGGAGGGGAUCGGGAGGCCCACGGUCCCUGAAUUCCGGACUCCCAAGGGGAAGUGCAUUAGAGUGGAUGGCCUCCCCAGCCCCAAAACCCCCAAGUCCCCCGGGGAGAAGACUCGCUAUGACACAUCGCUGGGGCUGCUCACCAAGAAAUUCAUUUACCUCCUGAGUGAGUCUGAGGAUGGGGUUCUGGACCUGAACUGGGCUGCUGAGGUGCUGGACGUGCAGAAGCGGCGCAUCUACGACAUCACCAACGUGCUGGAGGGCAUCCAGCUCAUCCGCAAGAAGGCCAAGAACAACAUCCAGUGGGUAGGCCGGGGGCUGUUUGAAGACCCCACGCGGCCUGGGAAGCAGCAGCAGCUGGGGCAGGAGCUGAAGGAGUUGACGAGCAUGGAGCAGACCCUGGACCAGCUCAUCCACAGCUGCUCUCUGCACUUCAAGCACCUGACGGAGGACAAGGCCAACAAGAGACUGGCCUACGUGACGUACCAGGACAUCCGUGCUGUGGGCAACUUUAAGGAGCAGACGGUGAUUGCGGUCAAGGCCCCUCCGCAGACGAGACUGGAGGUGCCUGACAGGAGUGAGGAGAACCUGCAGAUAUAUCUGAAGAGCACACAGGGGCCCAUCGAGGUCUACCUGUGCCCGGAAGAGGUGCAGGAGCCCCACAGUCCUGCCCAGGAGCCCCUCCCCUCCACUUCCGUCCUCAGCCCCGGCCCUGACUCCACCCAGCCCAGCAGCAGCAGCGACCCUGGGGUCACGGAACCCACGGCAUCCUCCGAGCCAGCACUGACGUCCCCGCAGGUCCUGCCGCCACCCCCGCCGCCCCUUGUCCCCCUGGAGGCCACGGAGAACAUGCUGGAGCUGCCGCACCCGCUGCUGCAGCAGACGGAGGACCAGUUCCUGUCCCCGACGCUGCCCUGCAGCUCCCCUCUGAUCAGCUUCUCCCCGCCCUUAGACCAGGAUGACUACCUGUGGGGCCUGGAUGGCGGGGAGGGCAUCAGCGACCUCUUCGACACCUACGACUUCGGGGACCUGCUGAUUAACUGAAUUGGCGCUGCCUGCACCCCCCACUCGCCCUGGGCAGCCCGGCCCGUUUCUACCUCCUCACAGGACGUGAGACAUGAGGUGCUGCCCUCAGAGUGGAAGGGAUCCCCCCCGCCCCUUCCUUUCCUUCCCACCUGCCAGUCGGUGCUGUCCCGGGGGAGGUGGAGGAUACGGGGUGGGAGCCCAGCAGGGGUGAGGCCCUGUCCUUCCUCCUGGAAGCCGGGCCUGGGAAGGCCUGGUCGGCCUCCUGAUCUCUGACCUCUUGCCUGAAGGGCUCUAGAGGAGGGGACUGGGUCCAAGGAGAGGCCCAGCGACUGCCUUUUUGAGGGUCCACUAGGUCCCUCGGUUUAUCGAGAAGCACUUAAUGCCUUUGUAUUUAUUGCAGGUUGAGUUUUGUUUAUCUGCCCUCCCUGAGUUUUAGCAGGGAGGUGGUUCUAGUUUCUAGUAAGACUGCUCCUCAGACAUGCCCAGCGCCGUCUGCUGUCCAAGGGCAGGCUGGGGGCUUUCAGGGGCCCAGGCCAAAUCCCCAACUG
This is a messenger RNA of Odocoileus virginianus texanus, 1956 nucleotides long. The record is from RefSeq and is a predicted model, not a curated record. Lineage: Eukaryota; Metazoa; Chordata; Mammalia; Artiodactyla; Cervidae.